CUCAAUAUGGAGCAAAGUGCACUCAGGCUUUUCAUCCUUGCAAGUCUUUUUAAGUUGGACCUCUGUGGGUGGAAGUAUGUCGAUGUAAGGAUGACAUGGUCAGAGGCCACACAAUACUGCAAAAAUCAUUACAUCGAUCCGCCUUCAAUCUGCAACCUGGUGCAACAUGAUCAACUUAUGGCGAAACAUCAAACUUACAUGCGUAAAAAUGCGUGGAUCGUAUCCUACCAAGAUGUGAACGGAACGUGUACAAAAUCGGAACAUCCGUAUGCAGUUAGAACCAGUUGUGUGGUACUAACUGAAAAAGAUUGGCUCAAAAUGAAUUGGCACCAGAAAUACCCUUUCUACUGCUAUAAUGAACAACCGGUCUUGGUGAAAGAAAGCAAGACGUGGGAGGAGGCGAUGGAGCACUGUCGCUACCAAUACACCGACCUGGUGAGCCUCAACACAGGAGAUGAUCUGGUUCAAAUCCUGCAGACCAGCGCGGAAGCUCAGACAAACCACAUGUGGACCGGAAUGCGCUACCUGGCGGGCAGCUGGCUGUGGGUGAACGGGGACAACAUGACAAGCCAGACAUGGGGCAAAGAGGGGCCACCCCAGUGCCCCGCCUGGACUCACCACUGUGGGGCCCUCGCACGAGAGGAAAAGCACCUGGACAGCUGGGACUGUGCAGCCAAACUCAACUUUGUCUGCUUUUAAAAGGUUAUAGAGGUAUGUUGGUGCAUUAUAAGGAUAUCCUAGUAUGUCCCACUCAUUUAGAAAGAUAUAAAGGUAGUCUAAUGUAAAUGUCAGAAAAAGGCAGCAUAUUAUUAUUAUAUACCAUACUUUUCUUAUCCUUUAUAAAAUGGAUUGCUCAAGUUGUCCUUCAUAUAUAUAUAUAUCAGUGUCAGGGAAACUCAUUAAGAGAUGAAAUUGUUGUGAUUUGGAAAUGUAAACAUAAUGAUAUCCAUGUUUAUUGGUAAACUAUUUAACAUAAAUGAUCAAAUGGUUUAAUUGUGACUCAUUACCUGCCUAUGGCAUUUGUUAUGUACAU
Molecule: messenger RNA, 1033 nt
Organism: Gymnodraco acuticeps
Lineage: Eukaryota; Metazoa; Chordata; Actinopteri; Perciformes; Bathydraconidae
Product: lymphocyte antigen 75-like
Exons: 1
Coding region: 7-699 (230 amino acids)
Source: RefSeq, a predicted model, not a curated record